Messenger RNA from Cyphellophora europaea CBS 101466, 1212 nucleotides. RefSeq lists its product as uncharacterized. Lineage: Eukaryota; Fungi; Ascomycota; Eurotiomycetes; Chaetothyriales; Cyphellophoraceae. The transcript is spliced from 3 exons. Gene Ontology annotation, biological process: regulation of cytokinesis; protein phosphorylation; mitotic spindle organization. Gene Ontology annotation, cellular component: chromosome passenger complex; spindle pole centrosome; spindle midzone. The coding region runs from base 1 to 1212 and encodes 403 amino acids. The record is from RefSeq and is a predicted model, not a curated record. Gene Ontology annotation, molecular function: ATP binding; protein kinase activity.
AUGGCUGCCAAAACUCUCGAAGCGCGCUUCGAGCAUCUCUCCGUCCACGACGAAAACGAAGCCCCAAACAAUGGUUCUACCAUGCUGAAGUCCAAGGUGACGGCUACUUCUGCAAUGGCUGCUUCAGGUAUCGCACCUAGCCAAAGCCGAACGAAUCUCGUCAAAUACGCUCUGCAGCAGAGUAACGAGUCGAGGCAGAAUGCGGCACAAGUCGCUACUGUCACAACCACCACCACAGUCCCGACCUUACCUCCAUCUCCUGUCCGCAAGCCGGUCCCAUCUCGUUCCUCGGAAGAGAGCGCGGGGUCUGUUCAGCGUUCUUCUGAUCCUGCUACGCUCUUUCACCAACAAGACCCAAAAAAGUUCCAUCUAGGCAUGUUUGAGAUCGGCAAGCCGUUAGGGAAGGGCAAGUUCGGUAGAGUCUAUCUAGCGAGAGAGCGGACAUCGGGGUUUGUGUGUGCCUUAAAGGUGCUACACAAGUCCGAGCUUCAGCAAGGCAAGGUUGAGAAACAAGUGAGGCGAGAGAUCGAAAUUCAGUCCAACCUACGACAUCCGAACAUCUUGCGACUGUACGGUCACUUCCACGACAGCAAGCGUGUCUUCCUUAUCCUCGAAUUUGCCGGCAAGGGCGAGCUGUACAAGCACUUGCGAAAAGAGCACCGCUUCCCGGAGUGGAAAGCCGCACAGUAUAUUGCUCAGAUGGCAGCUGCGCUCAAGUACCUGCACAAGAAGCAUGUUAUGCAUCGAGAUAUCAAGCCCGAAAACAUCCUCGUGGGCAUUCAUGGCGAAAUCAAGAUCUCGGAUUUCGGCUGGUCAGUACACGCACCAAACAACCGGCGACAGACCAUGUGCGGUACUCUUGAUUACCUACCACCCGAGAUGCUGCGGCCCGGCAGCUCUGACAACUACUACAACGAAAAGGUCGACUUGUGGAGUUUGGGCGUGCUGACAUACGAGUUCUUGGUUGGAGAGGCGCCAUUCGAAGACACACCGGUUAUGACCCAGAGGAGGAUAGCCAAGGCUGACAUGAAGGUGCCGAGCUUCGUGAGCCCUGAAGGCAGGGAUCUGAUCAUGAAGCUUCUCGUACUGGACCCCGAGAAGAGAAUACCACUGGAGGAUGUCGAGCGACAUCCAUGGAUUGUGAAGCACUGUGCGACAAAAGGCGGCGAGCGCGGCGCCCUUAGGGCUAGCCAGGAGAGCAAUGAGCGAUGA